Messenger RNA from Zymoseptoria tritici IPO323, 720 nucleotides. RefSeq lists its product as uncharacterized. NCBI's taxonomy places the organism in Eukaryota, Fungi, Ascomycota, Dothideomycetes, Mycosphaerellales, Mycosphaerellaceae. The record is from RefSeq and is a predicted model, not a curated record. The transcript has 5 exons. The coding region runs from base 1 to 720 and encodes 239 amino acids.
AUGUCUAUGGAAGAUCGAUACUUUGACGGUGCAGAGAGCCGCCGUGCUCGACCUUUCCGCGCCAAGGGCGUAUACUGUAUACCUGGGUCGCCGGUGACGACGAGGAUCCCGCAGCUGAGUGCUGUGUCGAAAACAGAACCAAACACUAUGCAGCUGCAUCGCAAAGCGUCAAGUCACAGCCUCCAACCUCCGGACUUAACACCUUCAGGAGCUGAGAUGCCAACAAUUUACGCGAGAUGUGACGCCAAACCGAGUUUCAAAAGCACAUACAACUCUCAAAUCCCUCACACGAUCCACCCAACAACGAAGGUCUACACCAUCAUCACCGCCCUCGCCAUCGGCGUCACUUCCGUCGCUGCGACUUGCUACAAGUCCGGCGACUUCUGGCCCAACAAAGAAGAAGCCCGUGCCUUCGUCCACGAUGCCUGCUACAACCAAGGCGGCAUGUUCACCGGCGGUUGGGCCCCUCUGCAGACCAAAUCCAUGUGCCCGCACGCCAAGUCCAACAACUUGGGCUUAUUGUUCGAGAUCGAGAACCAGAACACCCGUGAGGGCUUCGAUCUCAAGGACGACGAUUGCUACAACCGCUUGACCGAUGAGAUCUUCGCUUGUGAGCACGGAGGAGACUCUUCUGUUGCUGGGUGGCGUGUUCGCGAGCUUCGUCUGGAGGUUUGCUGCGGUCAUGCUUUGCGCGGCGAGGCGCUUGAAGGAAAUCACUGA